This is a messenger RNA of Plasmopara halstedii, 219 nucleotides long. RefSeq lists its product as uncharacterized. The coding region runs from base 1 to 219 and encodes 72 amino acids. The transcript is spliced from 2 exons. NCBI's taxonomy places the organism in Eukaryota, Oomycota, Peronosporomycetes, Peronosporales, Peronosporaceae. The record is from RefSeq and is a predicted model, not a curated record.
AUGCAGUGCGCGCGGCCGAGCGAAGGCUCUGUGGUGCACAAAGGUACCAAAAGGCACAUCAGCUCACAACAUAGUUUUGAAGCCGGCACAAAGGAUUCCGAGUUUAUAUGCGACUUAGGUACGAAAAAGCAUCCUAUAGCCAAUGUACUUCGCAUCACGAGAAAUGGUAACGGACCUGUCGACGAAUGCACUGAUGAAGCCAGCUUGCAAGAAGUGUAG